UUGCCAGCGCCGGCUUCCCUGAGCGGCGUUCCUGUUUGCUCCCCGCUGCAGCCGCCGGCAUUUCCCUGAGCUUCCCUCUGCACCUUCCUCCCCUGAAACCGCUUCGGAGUGAUUCUUCCCAGCGCCGGGACAGACGGGCUGCUCUCGCUGUCAGGCAGCGGCAGGCUGCCGCGGCUCCCAGGAGCAGCUCGGCUCCUUCCAAGGAAGGAAGAGGCAGCCGGGAGCCGGGGGACCAGAGGAUGCUCGCCGCGGUCCCGAGCCGCAGGGAUGCGGGGUUGCUAGGAGGCAGGUGAAGGUGAAGAGGAGAGCGCUGCGGAGGACCGCAGGCCCAGAUCCGCAUGUCAGACCAGCACAGCACCGAAGAUGGGGAGACAGACCCCCAGCACAGCCUGUAUAUGGUCUUCCUCCUUGUCCUUGUCUUCUUCAUCAUGGGGCUGGUGGGUUUCCUGAUCUGCCAUGUCCUGAAGAAGAAGGGUUACCGGUGCCGGACCUUCCGAGACGAGCUCGACCCAGAUAAUAAAGACGCGCUGGCAGAGCUCCAGGCCAAUGAAGAGGAGGAGCUGAAUGAGGACACUGUGGAGAAGAUUGUGAGAUGCAUCAUACAAAAUGAAGCAAAUGCGGAAGCUCUCAAGGAGAUGCUGGGGGACAAUGAAGGGGACAUCCCAGUGCCAGUGCCCAGCCUUUGUCCCCACCGUAACAGCCAGGAUGGGGGCCCACCACAUCACCACACAGUGCAUCUGGGCUCCACACAGGCCCCCUGCAUCCACUGCAGCAAGAGGAAGAGGCACCCACUGCAUCGACAAGGACGGUCCAAGGAUGGCAAAGGCAGGAUGCACCCUGGAGAGACCACUGUCUUCUCAGUGGGCAGGUUUCGUGUCACACACAUCGGGAAGAAACCCACUUUCCAUGAGCAGCAGGAUGGGUCCCUGCCCGACGGCAGCCGGGAGCUGAGCACGGAGGAGCUGGAGCACAGCAGCGAGCGGCUCCAGCGGGAGCAGGCACGCAAUGGGACUGUCCCUACGGGUGCCCUGCAGAACGGAGACGUCCAGAAGGGUGUCCAGGGUGGCAAAAGCGGGGGGCAGAGCUGCUCCACCACCCCGGCCCCCAACACCCCAGCCAGCUCCAGCACUCGCGACAGCCGGCGAGCGGGCAAGGGCUCCGGCACGGCGGGAUCCCUGCAGGAUGCUGGCACUGCUCCUGGCAGCACCAGCCGCCAGAGGAAGCUCCUGAGCCAGCGGAUGCUCGGAGGGUCGAGUCCCAGCAUCCCGGGAGCGCUGGUGCAGGAAGGAGCCAGCAUCUGCCUGGAGGAGAUCGGACUGGGGUCGGCAGAUGAAGUGUCGGAUAUUCACGGGAGCUUGAGUCUGCAUGAGCAGGCUGAUGACUUGGGAAGAGAUGACAACAGCAGGAAACAUCCCGCAGUGGGGGAUGUGGGGCAGAAGGGGCCCAGUGCCGUGGUGCAGGACCGAGGAGCAACAGUGUGACCUCCUCUCCGCUCCUGGCUGGAGCGUGGACAGGAGGUGCUCCGCCCCUGACCCCUGCCGGGCUGGGGGCUCUGCCAUGGGGUACCCGUGGGGCAGCCGGCCCCGGGUUGGCAGCUACGCGCUUGGCAUGGCCGGAGCGACGCGCCGACGUUACAGACAACGCGCUCGGUGCCAGACCUCAUCCCAUUGGCAACAGGUACCUGACUCCCACCCACUGCACCAGCCCUGGAGACCUCCCCGGGCCUGGCAGGGGCAGGACAGGAUCCGGUCCCCACUACCCACCCGGUGCCAGGGGAAGGAUGGAGCCGAGGGGCUGCAGCGAGGGGCAGGGAUGGAGGCAGCAGCUUGAGCUCCCCCAGGGUGCAGGGCAGCACCCCCAACCCACCCAGCACGUUCACCACAGAGCACAGCCCCCCCGGGCACCCCUGCCACGCAGAGCGGGCACAGGCACACAUCCUGCACCGGUAAGGGACCCGGCAAGGUCCCUGUGGGAUGAGGUGGAGAGAAGAGCUUCCAGUCCCAUUCCCAGCACAGAAACCACUGGAGCCUGGCCCGGGGUGGGGGGAAGGAUUGCAGCCAGGCCAGCGGGCAGCCCCCAUGCCUGCAGCAAGCUUUGGUGUGUAACCGCACUGUACAUAGACAAGCUAUAAACCAUUAAAGCUGCUGAACCCCUCGA
Messenger RNA from Melopsittacus undulatus (budgerigar), 2157 nucleotides. It is a transcript of the gene RELL2, whose product is annotated as RELT like 2. The record is from RefSeq and is a predicted model, not a curated record. The transcript has 8 exons. Lineage: Eukaryota; Metazoa; Chordata; Aves; Psittaciformes; Psittaculidae. The coding region runs from base 339 to 1481 and encodes 380 amino acids. Gene Ontology annotation, biological process: positive regulation of p38MAPK cascade; positive regulation of cell-substrate adhesion.